This is a messenger RNA of Cricetulus griseus (Chinese hamster), 5308 nucleotides long. The record is from RefSeq and is a predicted model, not a curated record. NCBI's taxonomy places the organism in Eukaryota, Metazoa, Chordata, Mammalia, Rodentia, Cricetidae.
GCGCGCGUUCCCCCUGGUGGGAGAGCUUCUCCCUCGCCUUCCCUCGAGGGAAGGUCGUGGAGCCUUCAGAGUUCACGCAGCCAGAGUGGACGGAGGGCGCAGAGCUUCGGCAGGGAGGCCGAUAAAAAGCCACGCCAGGCCGUCCCGAAAGGGAGUCAGGCAACGGGGCCGGACUAGAAGUCGCGGCGGCGGCGGCGGCGGGAUUCUGUUUCCUGCGGUGCGGACGGAUUUGGCAGUACGUUAACUUCCGGAAGCGUCCUGGCCCUGAGAGGAAAAGCCCUGAAGGAAACAAUAACAAACGACCGGAGGAAGCGCUCCUGAGUCUUGUGUGAGGAACGGUUCUCUCCCGGGAAGAUGCUCUGCGGCCUCUGUGAGGGGACGUGAGAGGGCUUGGUGGCCGGAUUGGCAACCUCCAUUUGCAUGCGAAGUAAAAACCUUCCGUUUCACUCCCAGAGUCCAGCGCCUGAAUGAACUUGAGGCAAUGACUAGAGUGAGAUUGGACUUUUUGGAUCAACUGGCAAAGUUUUGGGAGCUUCAAGGAUCUACAUUGAAGAUCCCUGUGGUGGAGAGAAAAAUCCUGGAUUUGUAUGCUUUAAGCAAGAUUGUUGCCAGCAAAGGAGGUUUUGAAAUAGUCACCAAAGAGAAGAAAUGGUCUAAAGUGGGUAGCCGUUUGGGAUAUCUGCCAGGAAAAGGAACUGGUUCUCUUUUGAAGUCACACUAUGAAAGAAUUCUCUACCCAUAUGAGCUUUUCCAGUCUGGUGUCAGCCUUAUGGGUGUACAAAUGCCUGACUUAGAUAAUAAAGAAAAAGUUGAGGCUGAGGUUCUCAGCACUGAUCUCCAGCCUUCAUCAGACCGGGGAACAAGAAUGAAUAUUCCGCCGAAGAGAACAAGACGUGUCAAGUCUCAGUCAGACUCUGGAGAAGUAAACAGGAACACAGAACUGAAGAAACUUCAGAUUUUUGGGGCUGGACCCAAAGUUGUGGGCCUGGCGGUUGGAGCAAAAGACAAAGAAGAUGAGGUCACCCGAAGACGAAAAGUUACCAACAAGUCAGAUGCAUUUAACAUGCAAAUGAGACAACGGAAAGGAACCCUCUCUGUUAACUUUGUUGAUCUCUAUGUUUGUAUGUUCUGUGGUCGGGGAAACAAUGAGGAUAAAUUGCUUUUGUGUGAUGGAUGUGAUGACAGCUAUCAUACAUUUUGUCUACUUCCACCACUACCUGAUGUGCCCAAAGGAGACUGGAGGUGUCCUAAAUGUGUUGCUGAGGAAUGUAACAAACCUCGAGAAGCCUUUGGAUUUGAGCAAGCUAUAAGAGAAUAUACACUUCAAAGCUUCGGCGAGAUGGCAGAUAAUUUUAAAUCUGAUUAUUUCAAUAUGCCAGUCCAUAUGGUUCCUACAGAACUAGUAGAAAAGGAAUUCUGGAGGCUAGUAAGUAGUAUUGAAGAAGAUGUUAUUGUAGAGUAUGGAGCUGAUAUUUCUUCAAAAGAUUUUGGAAGUGGAUUUCCUGUAAAAGAUGGUCAGAAAAAGAUGUUGCCAGAAGAAGAGGAAUAUGCACUUUCUGGUUGGAAUUUGAAUAACAUGCCUGUUCUGGAGCAGUCUGUUCUUGCACAUAUUAACGUGGACAUUUCUGGUAUGAAGGUGCCAUGGCUGUAUGUGGGGAUGUGUUUUUCUUCUUUUUGCUGGCAUAUUGAAGAUCACUGGAGUUACUCCAUUAACUACUUACAUUGGGGCGAGCCAAAAACAUGGUAUGGUGUACCAUCUCAUGCUGCAGAACAACUGGAGGAGGUGAUGAGGGAGCUGGCCCCUGAAUUAUUUGAAUCACAGCCUGAUCUCCUUCAUCAGUUAGUAACCAUCAUGAACCCAAAUGUGCUCAUGGACCAUGGUGUGCCUGUGUUCAGGACUAAUCAGUGUGCUGGGGAGUUCGUUGUGACGUUUCCUCGGGCCUAUCACUCUGGAUUUAACCAGGGAUACAACUUUGCUGAAGCUGUGAACUUCUGUACUGCUGACUGGUUGCCCAUUGGACGUCAGUGUGUAAAUCACUAUCGACGGCUGAGGCGCCAUUGUGUCUUUUCACAUGAGGAACUCAUUUUCAAGAUGGCAGCCGAUCCAGAAUGCUUAGAUGUAGGGCUGGCUGCCAUGGUUUGCAAAGAGUUGACUCUCAUGACUGAAGAAGAAACAAGAUUAAGGGAAUCAGUUGUACAAAUGGGUGUGGUGAUGUCAGAAGAAGAGGUUUUUGAACUUGUUCCUGAUGAUGAGCGACAGUGUUCAGCAUGCAGAACCACAUGUUUUCUCUCAGCUCUCACCUGCUCCUGUAAUCCGGAGCGACUUGUAUGUCUGUACCAUCCAACUGAUUUGUGUUCCUGCCCCAUGCAGAACAAAUGUCUUAGGUAUCGCUACCCACUAGAAGACCUCCCUUCUCUACUUUAUGGUGUAAAAGUGAGGGCACAGUCCUAUGACACUUGGGUCAGUCGUGUUACAGAAGCAUUAUCAGCUAGCUUCAACCAUAAGAAAGAUUUGGUUGAAUUGAGAGUAAUGCUGGAAGAUGCUGAGGAUAGGAAAUACCCAGAGAAUGAUCUCUUCCGAAAGCUCAGGGAUGCAGUGAAAGAAGCUGAGACCUGUGGUUCUGUGGCUCAGCUGCUGCUGAGCAAAAAGCAAAAGCACAGGCAGAGCUCAGAUAGUGGGAAGACUCGGACCAAACUGACAGUAGAAGAAUUGAAGGCCUUUGUCCAGCAACUUUUUAGUCUUCCAUGUGUCAUCAGCCAGACUCGACAAGUAAAGAAUUUACUGGAUGAUGUCGAAGAAUUUCAUGAACGUGCCCAAGAGGCCAUGAUGGAUGAAACCCCAGAUUCUUCCAAACUCCAAAUGUUGAUAGACAUGGGCUCUAGUCUCUAUGUAGAACUACCUGAAUUGCCUCGACUGAAGCAAGAGCUACAGCAGGCUCGGUGGCUGGAUGAAGUAAGACUAACCCUGUCAGAUCCACAACAAGUCACUUUGGAUGUCAUGAAGAAACUGAUUGACUCUGGGGUAGGGUUGGCACCUCACCAUGCUGUGGAAAAAGCAAUGGCUGAACUGCAGGAGCUCCUCACAGUCUCGGAACGAUGGGAAGAGAAGGCUAAGGUCUGCCUACAGGCAAGACCUCGACACAGUAUGGCGAAUUUAGAAAAUAUUGUGAAUGAAGCCAAGAACAUUCCAGCCUUUCUACCUAAUGUGUUGUCCUUAAAAGAAGCUUUACAAAAGGCUCGUGAAUGGACAGCUAAAGUGGAAGCUAUUCAGAGUGGCAGCAACUAUGCUUAUUUGGAGCAGCUUGAGAGCUUAUCUGCUAAAGGACGCCCUAUCCCUGUUCGUCUUGAUGCUUUGCCUCAAGUGGAAUCACAGGUCGCAGCAGCAAGGGCCUGGAGAGAACGGACUGGGCGGACCUUCCUUAAGAAGAAUUCCAGCCAUACAUUGUUACAGGUGCUAAGUCCCCGAACUGACAUUGGUGUAUAUGGGAGUGGUAAAAACAGGAGGAAAAAAGUAAAAGAAAUAAUAGAAAAAGAAAAGGAAAAGGACCUAGACCUUGAGCCUUUGAGUGACUUAGAGGAAGGACUGGAGGAGACCAGAGAUACAGCCAUGGUGGUGGCAGUUUUCAAAGAACGGGAGCAAAAGGAGAUUGAGGCCAUGCAUUCCCUCAGAGCAGCCAACUUGGCCAAGAUGACAAUUGGGGACCGCAUAGAAGAAGUAAAAUUUUGUAUUUGUCGGAAGACAGCCAGUGGGUUUAUGCUACAGUGUGAGCUCUGCAAAGACUGGUUUCAUAAUAGUUGUGUUCCCCUUCCUAAAUCAAGUUCCCAGAAAAAGGGAUCCAGCUGGCAAGCUAAAGACGUAAAAUUCCUUUGCCCUCUUUGCAUGAGAUCUCGAAGGCCCAGGCUAGAGACUAUUCUGUCAUUGCUGGUAUCCCUUCAGAAGUUGCCUGUACGGUUGCCUGAAGGAGAGGCACUUCAGUGUUUGACAGAACGUGCCAUGAGUUGGCAAGAUAGAGCACGGCAAGCCUUAGCCACAGAUGAACUGUCCUCUGCCCUGGCCAAACUCUCUGUGUUAAGUCAACGUAUGGUGGAACAAGCAGCUCGAGAAAAAACUGAAAAGAUUAUCAGUGCAGAGCUCCAAAAAGCAGCUGCUAAUCCAGACUUACAGGGACAUUUACCUAGCUUCCAGCAAUCAGCUUUUAACCGGGUGGCGAGCAGUGUAUCAUCUUCCCCCCGCCAAACAAUGGACUAUGAUGAUGAGGAAACGGAUUCUGAUGAAGAUAUUCGAGAGACAUAUGGCUAUGACAUGAAGGAUACAGCCAGUGUGAAGUCCUCUAGUAGUCUAGAACCUAAUCUCUUUUGUGAUGAAGAAAUUCCCAUCAAGUCUGAGGAAGUAGUGACUCACAUGUGGACAGCACCUUCAUUCUGUGCAGAACAUGCAUAUUCUUCUGCUUCUAAGAGUUGUUCUCAAGGUUCUAGUACACCAAGAAAGCAGCCUCGGAAGAGCCCUUUGGUUCCCCGAAGUUUGGAGCCUCCAGUUUUGGAGUUGUCUCCUGGAGCAAAAGCCCAGUUGGAAGAACUCAUGAUGGUUGGAGACCUCCUAGAAGUGUCUCUGGAUGAAACACAACACAUAUGGCGGAUUCUGCAGGCCACACAUCCACCCUCAGAGGACAGAUUCUUACAUAUCAUGGAGGAUGAUAGCAUGGAAGAGAAACCACUAAAAAUGAAGGGAAAGGAUUCUUCAGAGAAGAAACGGAAGCGGAAACUAGACAAGGUGGAACAGUUUUUUGGAGAAGGAAAACAGAAGACCAAGGAGCUAAAGAAAAUAGAUAAACCUAAAAAGAAGAAAUUAAAAUUAAAUGUGGACAAAUCAAAAGAGCUGAAUAAAUUGGCCAAGAAGCUAGCAAAAGAAGAAGAGAGAAAGAAAAAGAAAGAAAAGGCUGCUGCAGCCAAAGUUGAGCUUGUGAAAGAGAGUACUGAGAAGAAAAGAGAGAAAAAAGUGUUGGAUAUCCCCUCAAAGUAUGACUGGUCAGGAGCAGAGGAAUCUGACGAUGAGAAUGCCGUUUGUGCAGCACAGAACUGCCAAAGGCCAUGUAAGGACAAGGUAGACUGGGUGCAGUGUGAUGGUGGCUGUGAUGAGUGGUUUCAUCAAGUUUGUGUUGGUGUGUCCCCAGAAAUGGCUGAAAGUGAAGACUACAUCUGUAUAAACUGUGCAAAGAAGCAGGGGCCAGACAGCCCAGGCCAAGCACCACCUCCUCCCUUCAUAAUGAGCUACAAACUACCAAUGGAGGACCUUAAAGAGACCAGUUAG